This is a messenger RNA of Papilio xuthus (Asian swallowtail), 727 nucleotides long. RefSeq lists its product as uncharacterized. The coding region runs from base 201 to 437 and encodes 78 amino acids. NCBI's taxonomy places the organism in Eukaryota, Metazoa, Arthropoda, Insecta, Lepidoptera, Papilionidae. The transcript has 2 exons. The record is from RefSeq and is a predicted model, not a curated record.
UAAAAGCGUAUUCAUAUUAGAUUUUCGAUCUUGUAAUGCCAGCCGGUCGUAUCGAGAAUAUCAGUGAUACGUUCGAUAUUUUAUUCGAGUCUAUUCGAGUACACCGCUCGCCGCGACACGGAAGAGUGUCGAAUAAAUAAAGGAUAAAAUAUAUCCACUGUCGAGUUGCGCGAUCCCGGUAUAUUUGGGCCAUUUAAAGAAUGAAUUUUUGUCUGCUUCUCCUACUGUUGUCGGCCUGUAUUUUUGGCUCUACUUACGGGAUGCUGUAUCGACGGGACUCCGAUAACGUUCUGAAGCCCGAUCUUCUGCCGGUAUCUUCAACUGUUAUGCCGCUUCCGUUUUAUUCUGUAUACGGAUUCGAAAAGAAAUUGCUCCGUGACAAAAAUAAAAAGCGACCCGAGGGGAAAAUUUCACUUAUCACGAAACACAAUCAAUAAAUACAAAAUAAAAAUGCAGAGUUUAAAUGUUUUUAUCACCUAGUAUUGUAAAAGUAGUUUAUAAAGUAUUUAUUAUUUAUGUUUUUGUACUUCAGUAGAUGUAAGUUUACGAAGACGAAGAAUGAAGAUGUAAUGAACAGCAUUUAUGAAAAAGCAAGUAAAGUUAUCUUGUACGUCAUGCAGCUAUUAAAAUAAGAAAUCAACUGAUAUUAUUAGCCCUGUAUAAAUUAAUGUUUUACUCCAUUUGGUUGCUUAACUAUUCAAGUACAUUUGACAAACUAAAUCAUCAA